Prinia subflava (tawny-flanked prinia) is the source of this 3273-nucleotide messenger RNA. RefSeq names its product coiled-coil domain-containing protein 9-like. The coding region runs from base 1 to 717 and encodes 238 amino acids. The record is from RefSeq and is a predicted model, not a curated record. Lineage: Eukaryota; Metazoa; Chordata; Aves; Passeriformes; Cisticolidae. The transcript is spliced from 4 exons.
AUGGGAGGAUCCACCCUGGAUGAGCCCCGUAUCCGUCCCCAUUCCCGCUCCCUGUCCCCUCUCAUCUGUCGCCGCCGCCAUCGCUCCGGCUCCUCCCUCGCCACUGACGUCACCAAGGAAAUCCGCGCUGCCCCCGCCCACCAAUCACAGCGCGCCAUUGCUCUCGAUUUGCAUAACCACGCCCUCUGUUUUGGCCCCGCCCUGCACCGUCUGCAGCAGCCUCCGGGCGCUGUUUGCUCCCAGUUCCCUCCCAGUGCUCCCAGUAAAAGAGAAUCUGGGACGGAAAGCGCUCCCGAUUCCCUCCCGCUGGUCUCAGGGUCGCUCGCUGUGCCGCGCGUGGCGGGGCCACUCUGGAAGCCACAAGGGCAGAGCGCGGCUGCUUUUGGGUGUCGGCACCGCCCGGGGCGGGCUGGGAGGGGAGGAGGAGCGGGAGGAAGAGGAAAGGCAGGAGCGGCAGGAACAGGAGGCGCGGGAAAAGGAGGGACAGAGGAAAAGAAAGAGGAGGAGCGGGAGGAAGAGGAAGAGGAGGAGCAGCACGAGCAGCAGCACGCAGUUCCCCCGCCAGCCCGCUCAGGCCGCCGCUCCCCCCGCUCUGGCAGAAUCGCCACGCCAGGAACCCGCAGGAUUUCCCUUGGCCCGCAAGAGGAGGAGGAGGCCAGGAGGAAGAUGUCCCAGGAGCCGCAGGCAGACAUGGAGCUCAGCGUGGAGCCCAGGUAGAACAAAUCCCUGUGGCAGAACAUCGUGGAAGAGGCCGUUGUGAGCAGCUCCAGGGUGCAGGAAUCUAACGGGGAGGAAAAGCCUCGGAGAUCCCACACAAGGAUGGGGUGUAAACGCAGAUCUCGGGGAUCCGAGGAGGAAAGAUCUACUCUGCGCAGGGGAGGUGGCCGAAGCUCAGAGCUGGGGGUCCGUGAGCAGCCUCAGGAUGGGGAGAAGCCCCACAAGUGCUCAGAAUGUGAGAAGAGCUUCAGGUGGAGAUCCUACCUGAUCAAACACCAGAGGAUACACACGGGGGAACAGCCCUAUGAGUGUGGGGAGUGUGGGAAGAGCUUCAGUUUUAGCUCCAGCCUAAGUGUCCACCAGAGGAUCCACACCAACAAGAGGCCCUACAAGUGUGAACAGUGCAAGAAUAGGUUUACCACCAGCUCCAAUCUCCUCGUGCACCAAAGGAUUCACACGGAUGAGAGGCCCUUCCGCUGCCAUGACUGUGGGAUGGGCUUCAAUCGAAACUCCCACCUCGUCACCCACCGGCGCAUCCACACUGGGGAGAGGCCCUAGGAGUGUCCCCAGUAUGGGAAGAGCUUUAGCCACAGCUCCAGCCAGAGGAGCCGCACGGCGGAAUGGCCUUUGAGCGUGGGGAGUGUGGGAAAAGCUUCAGCAUGAGCUCCAAACUGAUGAAACACCAAAGAAGCCACACUGGGGAGAGACCCUACGAGUGGGACCUAUGCAAGAAGAGGUUUCAGACCACCUCUGAUGUCCUCAGAUAACAGCGGAUUUACACAGAUGAGAGGCACAUCCACUGCCCAAACAGUGGGAUGGGUUUCAAGUAAAACUUCACCCUCGUCAGGCACUGGCGCAUCCACACUGGGAAGAGGCCCUACGAGUGUCCCCAGUGUGAGAAAAUCUUCUCCAGGAGCUCUCACUUGACCCAACAUCAAAAAACCCAGCACUGAGGGAAGCCGUGUGAGUGCCCCGAGUGCGGGGAGAGCUUCGUUCACUGCUCCACCUCCAUCCCCCAUGGGAGGAUCCGCACUGGAUGAUCCCCAGUGACCCCCGGUGGGCAGAGCCAUGGUGACCUAUGGUGCCAGUGAUCCAUGUUGGGAAGACAUGUGGCUGGGGGCUCUAUAUCCUCCUGGCUCCCCGUGGCCUGCAUUUUCUUCUCAUUUCUCUUUGUCCCUUCAAAGCACCCAAAAUUGGGGUAAAAAUAAAGAUGUUCCUCAAAGAUGUGGAUGGGGACUUGGGGGGAUCUUCCAGGGGAUGUGGGGGAUGCUGGGUGCCAGGGAGUUGUGGCUUCCUGGCAGGAAUUUGGGGUUUCUCAUGGCUUUGACUUGCACAGGCCAAGCGUCUCUGGCUGCACUGGGAGACCCUCAUGGAGGUUCUGGGAUAAAGGACCCCCUGCCUUGGAAUUGUCCCCAUGUCCUCUCAUCCCUUUUCCUUGUGUCGCAUGUCCAGGAUCCCCGUGUCCCUGCUUUUGCUCCCCUCACCCCCUGCCCAUUUCUGUGUCACCCCAGUCCCGGUGCCAUCCUGCUCCUAUCCCAGUCCUGAUCCCAUUCCCGCUCUCAUUUCCUGUCCUGUGUUUUCUGACUGGUUGUCGCUGACAUAUUCCCACUCCCAUAUUCCCUGCCCUUUUCCCAGUCUUUUAUUUCCCGUCCUGCUGCAGGUCCUGGAUUUCCAUUGCUUUAUUCCCUGUCCUGUUCCCAUAUUCCCAGUCCCAGUCCCAUUCCUGUUUUGCCAUUUCUGACAGCGGCCCGUCUUCCUAAUCCCCAGCCCAUAUUCUCUCUCCAGUUCCUGUUCCCAUAUUAUUUCCUGUCCUGUUUCCACAUUUCCCUGCCUGGCCCCAUUCCUGGUCGCCCUCCAUACACUGUCCCAUUCCCGGUCUUAGUCCUGAAUUACCUGUCCCAUUCUGAUAUUCCAGCUCCCAUUCUUGCUCUCUCUCCCUGUUCCCUGUAUCAUUUCCAGUCCCUGUCACCUAUUUCCAGUCCCAUUCUCAGGCCCUGUCCUCAUUCCCAGGUCCUGUCCCCAUUCCUGGUCCUGUCCCGUAUUCCCUGUCCCAUUCUUAGGCCCUGUCUCCAUUCCAAGUAUCCUUCCCAGUACCUGCCUCCUUUUUCCAUAUCCAUUCCCGGUCCCUGUCCAUUCUCCAAAUCCCUGUGCACAUUCACAGUCCUUUCCUGUAUAACAUGUGGCAUUCCCGGUCUUGUCCCAGCCCUUCCCGAUCCUUCCUCACCCCCGGCUGAGUGGGGGGCUCAGCCCAGGACCCGUCGUCGUUCAGGGCUCCCCUGAAUGCAGCAAAUGGGAGCGUUCCUGCCUCAGAGAGGCCCCAGCAGAAGAUGGGAUCCUGUCCCUCUUUGAGGGUGCUUAAGGGCAUUUUGGCCCCAUUGAAGAGGAGUUGUUCUCCUUUUAAAGUUUUUUUCAGGGGAUGCCACCACUACCAGGGUUGUUUUCCAAGGUUUUAGGAUGUUUGUGGGGCUGCAGCUCCAGAAGCCCCUCCUAAGGAGGGAUCAUGGUGGCUUAAAGGGACAUUUUUAGGAGGACCCCCACUACAAGCCCCUGCAGGGG